Molecule: messenger RNA, 645 nt
Organism: Colletotrichum spaethianum
Lineage: Eukaryota; Fungi; Ascomycota; Sordariomycetes; Glomerellales; Glomerellaceae
Product: cysteine dioxygenase
Exons: 3
Coding region: 1-645 (214 amino acids)
Biological process (GO): L-cysteine catabolic process
Molecular function (GO): cysteine dioxygenase activity; ferrous iron binding
Source: RefSeq, a predicted model, not a curated record
AUGGCCAUCUUGUUCCCGACCAAGAUCAUCCCGCCCUUCAAGCGCAGCCUUGGGGACAACGGCAACCGGUUCGACCAACUUGUGUUAGGAUUAAAGAAGGUCCUUGGCCCAUCAUCAGGGCUAGACUCAGCAGAUGUCAACGUCAUGGAGCUAAUGAAGCUGAUGGAGGAGUAUAACACACAGGAGAUCGAAUGGGUGAAGUUCGCGUUUGCAGACGAAUGCAUGGAAUACACCCGCAAUCUUGUUGACGAGGGUAACGGCAAAAGCAACCUGCUUGUACUUGUCUGGACGCCAGGCAAAGGCAGUCCAAUCCACGACCACGGCAACGCCCAUUGCCUAAUGAAGAUACUCAAGGGCAACCUGACUGAGAUCCAAUACGCCUUCCCAGAGGGUGACAAAGAGCAACUGAUGAAAGCAACAUCUGAAAAAAUAUAUAAAGAGAAUGCAGUAGCGUAUAUGGCAGACGAACUUGGUGUCCAUCGAAUGUGCAACAGAGGCAGGGACUUCGCUGUCUCCCUUCACCUCUACACUCCUCCCAACGUAGCCAAGAGGGGGUGUAACAUUUUUGACAAGAAGACUGGCAAGAGCAGCCAUGUAGAUGACUGUUACUACUCAGUGUAUGGCCGCCAAUUGCCAAAGGAGUAG